Camellia sinensis is the source of this 9488-nucleotide messenger RNA. NCBI's taxonomy places the organism in Eukaryota, Viridiplantae, Streptophyta, Magnoliopsida, Ericales, Theaceae. The record is from RefSeq and is a predicted model, not a curated record.
UGUAAAACCCUUGUCUUUGUUUUCCCGCCAUUUAUUGCUCCACAAAGCGACCGUAACCAAUGAAACGAUGCACAGUAAACCCUAUCGUUCUUCUCCGAUUCUCCUCACACAUAUCAGAUUCAAACUUCUCUUGAAAAUCCACACUCCAACUGUUGAGAAUUCGUAAGGUUUCCAAACUCGCCAUGGUCACUUCAAGGGAUGUUCAAGAGAUCGUCUCAAAGCUAUCAUCCGAUAAAGCUAAGACUCGAGAAGAAGGACUUAAAUUGUUGAACACAUGGUUAGAAGGCGAAAGUUCAAUUGGCUUUUGUAGAUAUAUUGGACAGAAAACAGCAAUGCUUAAACCGAAUGAUGUACCUCAUUCCGAGACUUGGCCUUUUCUUGUUAAACUGCUAACUCAGUGUGUGUCGUUAGAGUUAUCUUCGAGCAAGCGGCGAUUGCCAAAGUUAAUAUUUGCUAAAACUUUGCGCAUUGUUGUACAACGAACAGAGGAUGCCAAGUAUUCAGGCAAGAAUUUGCUUCUGUUAUCCAUGGUGAAACUGCUUUUCAAUCAUAUCUGGGAUGUCUUGAACGAUGUCCCCAGCUUUCAAACCGAGUAUGGGAUUAUCCUCCGGCUUCUUUUGGAAGUGAAAGAUUAUCGAUUUCACAUGAGGAAGCGGGUCUAUUGCAGUUUGGUGCUUUUAUACAUAGAAAAGGUGCAAACAAGCUUGAGUGGCAGUAAUAGUAUUCAAUCUAAUCCCAAAGAAGACGUGUUUCGUUGCAUCUUGACACUCCAUUCACUUCUUGAAAAUCCUCCUGGAGACUUUCCAGUUAAUCUUCGUGAAGACAUUGUUAGGGGGUUUGUUAGGAUUUUGCCUUUUGUAAGGGAUGAGGGAAAGAUUUCACGUAAGCUAAUCGAAUGUUUGAAUACAUACUUGUUGAAGGAUGGUCCAAAUUUGGGCUGUCAGUCCUUGGAAAUUCAUGAUGCUGUGAGGCAAUUUUUGUUUCGUUGUUGGAUAACAACCCAUGACCGUGGUCUAAAGGAUGCACUUAUUUUAUAUGCUAGGUUACAAUUAAAUUUGACUAGGGGUGCAGCUGAUGGGAGUACUUUGGUAGAACAACUUCUGGAUGUAGUCGGCAAGGAUCUAGAUCAAAAUAAUAUUUGCAGUUCCAGUAUUCCCUGGAGUGACACAACCAAGGAUGAUAAGUGUGGAAAUUUGACUAGCUCACAGUGUGGUUUGGUGGAGCUCGCAGCCCUUGUCUUUUAUCGGGCAUGCGUCAAUAAAUCAAAAGCACCGACUGAAAAACGAGCCAGGAGGGAACAUGCUGCUGCCUAUCUAAAAGAGGGACUCAUGAAAGGAAAAUGGCUGUGGAACGCUGUCUUUUGCUGCCUCAUACAUAACUACUGUAGCCGCAUCAGUAAGCAUCUCUUAAUCUACUGGUUUGAAGGCAUUUGUGCAAACUUUGAAAGAAUAAUAAAUGACGCAAAUAUGGGCCACACUUAUGAUUGUUUGCUGUGGAUUCUGCGGAGUCUGCAACGACUCUCUUCAGUGCUUCUGCUUUCAGUUUCAAGAGUGGAGACCUCACCAGGUUCAUCUUUCUCCUCAAAUGAGCUUGAAAGAGGUUGGCACACAAUAUGGAGCUGUCUAAUGCGUGGGUUAGCUGUAUUCAGUAAUGUCACCUCUGUUGCAGAUGCUGCUUUGAUGCUCCUUGGAGACAUAAUUUCCAAUGAUUUAAUGAACGCAUUUACAGUACCUCAAGAUGUCUGGGACAUUCGGCUAUUUAAGCGUUUGCCAUCAGCGUCUGUUUUGUGCUUCAUUUCAUGUUAUUUUUCAAGAAGAGGCUCUCAAGGUGACCUCCGAGACAGUUUACACCUCAGACAAAAUCUCUUAAGGGCAGUCUUGGCUUUAGUUAACUGCCAGGAGUGUCCCAUGUUGAAUGAGCGCAUCAUUGUAUUGUUGCCAGCGGCUGUUUACGCUCUUUGUGCUGGUUGUGCUCCUUUACCACUUGAUUGCAAAGGCCUUUUCCCAUAUCAUUCAUCCAUGGAUGUUCCCGAAGCUGUGGAGGAAUGGGUUAAGGGAGAAGAUCGCGAGCAUGAAAAUUUGCAUGAACUUUUUGAAUGCUCUGUUGAAGUCCUGGCAAAAAUUGAUCAUUCUUUUGGUCCUGAGGUUUCCGAAUCCCAAUGCUAUCGGAAUGUACGUCUUCCCCAUCAGUUAAUAGAUUCCCUGCUUCAUGAAAUGGAGACCUAUAUUCUUGAAGCUGUAGUAGAUAAAAAUGUCGAAAAGAUGCUUCUGUCUGAUGUCUUCUACAUGUGUGCUCUCUUAUCUAAUUUUAUGUUCUGUUCGUAUAUAACGAGGUUAGGUACCUAUUUGAUUGAAGUUUCGUCAUUCCUCACUAAAAUGGGCCAAUACUCGAUAAAACUGCUGGAUUGUGCUGUUUCUGGUAUUGAAAAAAGUCAUAAUGAUGCGAGACGUGGUUGUUUGAACUCUAAUUAUAUUUUUGAAGGCAUGAAUUCCGUCAUAGCUUCUUCCAAAAGUUUUGUUUGCUCUCCUCUUUUCAACAAAUGGAGAGAUCAAAAUGUUUUUGAUGUCGUAGUCUAUACUGCAAUAAGUCAAUCUAUUGAGAGGCUUUUGAAAGCUCUGGCCAAAUUAUAUGAAGAAUAUUCUCAAAGUGCAACGAAUUUUCAGCCUCAGAUAGACCUGCCUGACUUUUCUGCUUCUAUCACUUCUGUUCCAAAAUCUCCAUCGAAUAGCAGUAUCAGGAUGAUUAUGGACAUGGAGUUGGACUUGGUUGAAGAUUCUAAAGAUGUUGAUGUUAUAGCAGUUAGUGGGAAAACUGUCAGUGGUGUUUCUGUCUCGGCUGGGACAUGGAAGUUUGACAUUAUAUCACUAAUUUCCUGUUUUUUCGCAGUUUUACCAGUUGUUACUUGGGAAAUCUUGUUUGACCUUAUGGACAAAGAAAAUGAUGCAUGUGUCUUGGAGAAUAUUUUAUUCAAUGUUUGUCGACAUCCUUAUUGGCCCUCUUCCAGAAAGUUUUCAGACUUGGUUUCAUCAAUGAAUAACAUGGUAGAUUUGAGGGCAAGCCUUAAACCACAGUGUUCUAAUAUCCUAGCUGCUAUCUGUGAUUUGGUAGGGACCUUAAUUUCCUUGGACACUUUUCGAAGGGAUACUAACACUGUUGGAAAGGACACAAAUAUUGCUCUACCUUUAAGGGAAAGAAUCUCUGAACAGAGCUUGACAUUUCUUGGAGAUCUAUUAAAUAAAGUUGCAGAAAAUAAUAUCUUCGAUUGGUCUGGUCGCUUGAAGCUGAUUGAUUGCAUAUGCAAUUUCAUAUUACUCAGACCUCACAUUGGUCAGAGCAUGAUUGAAAAGCUGCUUAUGAUGCUACGGGAUCCAGACUACCGAGUAAGGUUCUUGCUGGCAAGACGGAUUGGCUUUCUUUUCCAAACUUGGGAUGGCCAUGAUGAACUCUUCCAGGAUAUAUGUUCAAAUUUUGGUGUAAAGUUGGUGGCUUCCUCAAAAGAUAAAGUUGUAACUGCAGAAGAGGUCUUAGCUGCUGGUCCUCAGCCUCGUCCAACAAUGGAAACCAUUAUUAUCACUCUUAUGCAUCUUGCAUUGUGCAGCGAGAAAAUAGAGCUGGAGGCUGUUUUUAUGAUGUGUGUGAUUUCUGCAAUUGAUCCUUGUCAGAGAGAAUUGGUCAUUGCAGCACUUGAUAAUCUAUCAAGACAGCUCCAGUAUGCUAAUAGGUCAAAGUACUUGGAGGAACUUAUGGGAUCAGUUCUCUUUUGUUGGGUUGCUUGUGGCGUAAGCUUAGUUUCACUUGUUGAGGUAAGAGAUCUUUUUGUUUCAAAUAUGGAGCCCAGUCAUUUUAUGCAGUAUUGUUGCCAUUGGCUUCUUCCAGCUUUAGUUUUGCGUGGGGAGACUUCCAACCUAAACUGGGUUGCUAAGGUGGCCUGUCAACACACAUCUCUUCUGGUUAAAAAUCACUUUGUGCCAAUCUUUUCUAUUUGCAUGGCAUUUCAUUGCAAUAAGAAGUCUGGAUGGGAAAAUGGAGCAGUGGUACUUCAGAGUUCAAUUUUGAGAAUUGCUGAGAUAUCUGAGAAUGAGAGAGACAAACUCAUAAAGAAAAAUAUGGUAUCUAUUGUCAGCCACGUUUUUUCUCUAGCUUCAUAUGCCUCAGACCCUGUGGUUCCUUUCUUUUCCAGAGAAACAAUUGUUCAUGCAAUUCAAACAGUUGUUGAUGGAUUCCUGGACAUGGAGGAUUGUCCUAGAAGUUUUGGUGUUGUCGACAAGAUGAACAUUUUUCGCCCUGAUAGAGUUUUUAUGUUCAUCAUUGAAAUGCAUUACAAAGUUACAGCAGCAGUUCAUUAUAGACACAAAUGUCAUCGGUUGGCUGGAAUUGAGGUUCUCGUUAGUAUUCUUGGGCAUAGAGCUGCACUUCCGAGCACUUUUAAUUAUCUUUUCAACUUGGUGGGGCAAUUUGUUGGUUGUCAUGCUUUACAAGAUCAAUGUUGUCAUAUCAUUUCCUCAUUGCUCCAAUCAUUUAGAAGCAAACCAUCAAAGGAAACUGCUAGGGUGCUUGGUGAACAACUUCAGUUUUUGGUGUCCAAGUUGCUUGCAUGCUGCAUUCCUCCGGAAUCUAACAGUGAUCUUUCUGGCACCCAAUCAUCUCAAGUUGUUUCAUUGUUUAAUCAGCUUACUGUGGAUUCUGACCCAUUGCUACAUGAUUACAUCAAAGAAUUGGAACCGUUCCCUGAAUUAGAUGUAUUUGAUGGAAUACGGAAGUUUCACCAUCGAUUAUGUCAAGGCUAUUCACUGAAGGAACACUUCCUAGAGUUUGUGAAGAGAUCUUGCUACCUCCCAUCAAGAUUACUUCUGUGCAGUCUCAAAGCAUUACACAAGAAAUUAGUCAUGGGGGAUAUGUUGCAGAGGAAAAACAACACAGAAGAUACUUAUGGAGAUAACUAUUGGUGUUGUGACAAUCAAAUUGUCCAGGCAGUAUGGACACUAGUCCCCAUGUGUGGUUUGGAUGAUGGGAAUAGUUUUAUGGCAUUGGUCUCUGAUUUUAUAUCUAGGGUUGGUAUUGGGGAUCCUCAUAGCGUUGUUUUUCAUCUCCCUGGAGAUUCUGGACAGACACAUGUUUGCCGACCACUUAAUCCUGACAAUACUACAGAAAUUAGUUUUCGCAUGGACACUGGCAUAUCUGAAGAACUUCUGAUUUCACUUAUGCGGCUUCUGAAGAAGUAUCUGAUUGACGACUCUGUUAAGAUAAUUGAUAUGACAUCACAAACAAUUCAGGGGAUACUCUCGACUGAUAAAGGCCAAAGAGCUUUGCUAUCAUUUGAUUCUUAUGAGAGGUCUCUCAUUGAGGUCCACUGUGAGGGUGUCAAUAUGGAGCUUGUUCAGAACUUUCUAUUGGAUCAAGAGAGAAAGUUUGUUGCUGAAGAAAUUUCACUGGAGGAGUCUACCAUAUGGAAGACACAUGAAAAAACUUUUGAGACAUGGAUUUGUCCACUUGUUUAUGCUCUUAUUGGUUAUUGUGAUGAUACGAUUUUGAGAUUAUGCCAAGAUAUUGUAUUGCUGAAGGCUGAAGUUGCGGAGCUUUUAUUGCCAAAUGUUGUAGUCAAUCUAGCUGGAAGGAAGAAUCUGGACAUUAAUCCUUGCAAAAUAAUCUCUCUGCAGGUGCAGGAAAAUAUCUUGUCAGAAUCCAAUAAGUUGAUGAAAUCAAUUCAGGUCAUUUUGGACACACUUAACGAACUCCGACUGUGUCAUGUCAUUGAUAGGACUUCGACUUCAGCUUCAAUUAGGCGAGAAGCUUUAACGCAUGCUAAACCAUCUAGUUAUGGCUUGAAAUCCCGUUCUACCUCUGCGAAGGCAAAAGAUUUUACUGCUACAUCGACUGCAUUUGUAAUGGCAACAUCAUUAUGGGACAAGGUAUAUUGGCUUUCCAUCGAUUAUCUUCUUGUUGCGAAGUCAGCAAUUAGUUGUGGUGCUUAUUUUACGGCUGUUCUCUACGUGGAGCACUGGUGUGAGGAGCAUUUUAACACACUCACAUUGGGGAGCCCAGAUUUCUCCCAUAUUGAUAUACUUCCACACCACAUUGAAAUAUUAGUCUCAGCAGUCACUCAAAUCAAUGAACUGGACAGCCUGUAUGGGAUUAUCCAGUCACACAAGUUAACCUCGCAAAUCGUUACCUUUGAACACGAGGGAAAUUGGAGUAAAGCUUUGGAGUAUUAUGAUUUGCAAGUAAGGUCUGAGGCAGAGAUACAAAUGGACGGUACUUCCAAAAAAUUAUCUCCUGAACUUUCUCAACCAACAGUUAGAUAUUCGGAAGUCGAUAUAAGACAAAGGAAACCAUACAAAGGGCUGAUAAGAUCCUUGCAGCAAAUGGGCUGCACUCAUGUGUUGGAUCUAUAUUGCCAAGGUUUGACUUCUCAGAAAGGCCAGUUUGAGCAUGAUUUAGAAUUCACUGAACUCCAGUAUGAGGCUGCUUGGCGUGCUGGAAAUUGGGAUUUCUCUUUACUAUACAUGGGAGGCAAUUCUUCGUGUUUGAGUCAAGACAUGAGAAGUGAUCAUUUCCAUGAACAUUUGUACAGUUGUUUGAGGGCAUUGCAAGAGGGGGAUUUUGUUGAAUUUCAUUCCAGAUUGAGAGAUUCAAAGCAGGAACUCGUUUUGUCCAUCUACCAUGCAAGCAAAGAGAGCACUGAAUACAUCUAUUCAACGAUAAUUAAGCUUCAGAUUUUUUAUCAUCUUGGUAUGGCAUGGGAUUUGCGCUGGACAACUUCUUUAUGUGAAAAUAUGAAAUCUUGUACUGAGAUGCGAAAGUUGUUAUCUGAACCUGUUGUCCCUACCCUGGAUCAGUUGUCAUGGCUAAAUAAGGAUUGGAACUGCAUUUUGAAACGAGCAGAACUGCACAUGAAUUUGCUGGAACCCUUCAUAGCAUUCAGAAGGGCCCUCCUUCAAACUUUACGUUGUACAGACUGUACGGUGCAGCAUCUUUUGGAUUCUGCAUCCACUCUUCGCAAGGGUUCUAGAUUUUCUCAGGCUGCUGCAGCUUUGCAUGAGUUCAAGUUCCUCUGUGCUGGUGCGGGAGAACAGAAUACUACCUUAUAUUGGCUUGGAAGGCUUGAAGAAGCUAAGCUUUUGCGAGCACAAGGACAGCAUGAGAUGGCUGUCAACCUUGCAAAGUAUAUCUCACAAAAUUACCAGUCGAGUGAAGUUGUCUCUGAUGUGUACCGCUUAGUUGGGAAGUGGCUGGCAGAAACUCGAUCUAGCAACUCAAGAACUAUUUUAGAGAAGUAUCUGAAACGUGCAGUUAUACUUGCUGAGGAUCGUAAGGAUACAAACAAGAAGUCUAUCGCAAGACAAAGCCAAACACAUUUUCAUCUUGCACAUUAUGCCGAUGCUCUGUAUAGGAGUUAUGAAGAAAGACUCAACUCUAAUGAAUGGCAAGCAGCAAUGAGGUUAAGAAAGCAUAAGACAAAAGAGUUGGAAGCACUCAUUAGGCGAUUAAAAAGUUCGUCAAAGGGGGAGAAAAUUGACUAUUCAGUAAAAAUACAAGAGUUGCAAAAGCAGCUCGCAAUGGACAAAGAGGAGGCUGAAAAAUUGCAGGGUGACAGGGAUAAUUUCCUCAAUGUAGCACUCGAGGGGUACAACCGUUGUCUGGUCAUUGGUGACAAAUAUGAUGUUAGAGUGGUAUUUCGACUUGUUUCCCUGUGGUUCAGUCUCUCCUCUAGGCAAAUAGUUGUAAAUGGAAUGCUGAACACAAUUAAAGAGGUUCAGUCUUACAAAUUUAUACCACUAGUAUAUCAAAUUGCUUCAAGAAUGGGGUCAAAAGAUGGUCAGGGGCUUCACAGUUUCCAGUUUGCUUUGGUUUCUCUUGUGAAGAAAAUGGCAAUCGACCAUCCAUACCACACAAUCUUUCAGCUUCUAGCCCUGGCAAAUGGAGACCGCAUCAAGGACAAGCAGCGUAGUAGAAACUCAUUUGUGGUGGACAUGGAUAAAAAACUUGCAGCAGAAAACCUUUUGGAGGAGUUGUCUUCAUACCAUGGAGCUAUUAUUGGACAGAUGAAACAAAUGGUGGAGAUUUACAUCAAACUUGCUGAACUAGAAACAAAAAGAGAGGAUACAAACAAGAAAGUUACUCUGCCAAGAGAAAUUCGCAGUGUUCGACAGCUUGAACUUGUACCUGUAGUAACAUCUGCUUUUCCAGUUGACCAUAGUUGUCAAUAUCCUGAAGGCUCUUUUCCACACUUUAAAGGAUUACCGGAAUCAGUAGUGGUGAUGAAUGGUAUAAAUGCUCCGAAAGUGGUUGAAUGCCAAGGUUCAGAUGGUAACAGAUACCGUCAAUUAGCAAAAUCUGGAAACGAUGACCUGAGACAAGAUGCCGUAAUGGAACAAUUUUUUGGUUUAGUUAACACUUUUUUACACAAUCAUCGGGAUACAUGGAAAAGGAGAUUAGGAAUACGUACAUACAAGGUUGUUCCUUUUACUCCAAGUGCUGGUGUUAUUGAAUGGGUAACUGGCACUCUUCCUCUUGGUGAAUACCUUACAGGAAGCACGAGGAAUGGAGGUGCCCAUGGGCGGUAUGGAGUAGGAGACUGGACUUUUCCUAAAUGCCGGGAGCAUAUGGCAAAGGAACACAACAAGCGCAAGGCGUUUGAAGAAGUCUGUCAGAACUUCAGGCCUGUCAUGCAUUACUUUUUCUUGGAGAGAUUUUUACAUCCGGCUGACUGGUUUGAGAAGAGACUCGCUUAUACACGCAGUGUGGCAGCUAGUUCAAUGGUGGGUUACAUCGUUGGACUUGGAGAUCGACAUUCUAUGAAUAUCAUAAUGGAUCAAGCCACUGCUGAAGUUGUUCACAUAGACCUUGGUGUUGCCUUUGAGCAAGGGUUGAUGCUCAAAACACCUGAGCGGGUCCCUUUUAGACUGACAAGAGACAUCAUAGAUGGUAUGGGUGUCACUGGUGUGGAAGGGGUUUUCAGAAGAUGUUGCGAGGAAACUCUCUCUGUUAUGCGAACAAAUAAAGAAGCACUUCUAACAAUUGUUGAAGUUUUUAUCCAUGAUCCUUUGUAUAAGUGGGCUUUAUCCCCUUUGAAGGCUUUGCAACUUCAGAAGGAAACAGACGAUUAUCUUGAGACAAGCUUGGAAGACUCACAAGAAGAAUAUGAAGGGAACAAGGAUGCGGCACGUGCAUUGAUGCGUGUUAAGCAAAAGCUAGAUGGAUAUGAAGAAGGUGAAAUGAGAAGCAUGCAUGGCCAGGUUCAACAACUCAUUCAAGAUGCUAUUGAUCCAGAUCGUUUGUGCCAAAUGUUUCCUGGAUGGGGAGCUUGGUUGUGAAGUGAUACAUCAAUCUAACAUCUUACUGCUAUAUUGCUUCCUGUGGCACCCAAAUAAAUUUCAAUGGUGGCUCGUUUUUCUUUUGAGUAUUUUAUUUUUUAUUUUUUGAUUACAUAAUUCGAGUUAUGUGUUGGGUGCAAAUGGUGUCUCUGCAAUAAAGUGGUUACACGUAAA